Messenger RNA from Marchantia polymorpha subsp. ruderalis, 3189 nucleotides. Lineage: Eukaryota; Viridiplantae; Streptophyta; Marchantiopsida; Marchantiales; Marchantiaceae. The record is from the annotation of a GenBank genome assembly.
CUCUCUCUCCGGAGGCCGGCCCGCCGCUCCAGACACAGCGCCAGCGCUUGCUUGCUCUCUUGCUCCUCCCUCGCGCUCUGCUCCUCUCGCUCGCUGCCCUGUGACUGAGACUCACUCGCAGCGCACUGUUGGGCCGAUGCGAGAGGCGAGCGCGGAGCAUUGAAAAGUCGCCGGGUCCAAGUCAAGUCAUGAGUGGGUGAGAGAGAGAGAGAGAGAGAGAGAGAGGUGGCAGAAAUUAAAGCAGCUUUUGCUGAUAAUAAUCGCCCGCGAGGAAGAAGAAAGACCCACAGAACACGCGAAGCUUAACGAGAGACGAGAGCGGAGGAGGAGAUCGAGCGCGAGCGAGAGAGCGAGAGAGCGAGAGAGGUAGAGAGAGGUGGAGAGAGGGCGGAGGGAAGGAGGGAGGGGGCGUGGCCAUGCGCCGGAUCGGCGCAGAAUGGUGUGGAAUCCGGCCGCGCGCGCUCGAGAAAUCGGUGGUUCGUUUUGUGUCUCGGGCGAGAGGAGGCUGCGCAGUGGCUGCGAGCUGAACGAUCGAAUCGAAUGGUCGACGAGGACUGAUUACGGCCCCAUUUCGAGCCCAAGCCGCGUUCGAGCGGAGCUGAGCUGAGCCCCGGGAGGAUUGCAGGAUUGUAGGAUUUUAGGAUUGUAGCAGCAGCAGCAGCAGAGGGGGGAAGGGGGAGUGGAAAGGGAGGGAGCGAAUUGCAGUGGGGGAGUGGGGAUGGACAGGCUGCUGGAGGUGAAGGAGAGCGAGGUGAGGAUCGAGUUCGAGCUGCGGACGAAAUGUCGGGCGACGAUCAACCUCAGGAACCUCAUGCACACGAUGCACGUCGCGUUCAAGGUGCAGACGACGUCGCCGGAGAUGUUCUCGGUCAAGCCGCCAAAUGGAUUCAUCGCGCCGCUGGGCGAGUAUUCCUUCGAGGUCAUCCUCAUGCUGCAGAGCGAAAUGCCCGAGCACUUCCCGCGCAGCAAGGAUAAGUUCCUGGUCAAAUCCGCCAUGGCGCCCGGCGGCGGCCUCACGGAGCGCGUGCCUAAUGAAUGGUUCGCCUCGCGCAAGAAGCACGUCUUCCUCGACGCCAAGCUGCGCGUCGUCUACUCGGGCGCAUUCAUCUUGCGCCACCUCGUGGCCCGGGGCGAGCUCGACCCCGUCAAGUAUCUGCUCAAGCGCCAGAGCGAAGCGCCCAAUCGUCCUGACGAGGGCGGGCGCACGGCGCUGCACAUCGCGGCCGCUGGUGGCCGCGUGGAGAUGGUGCAGGCGCUGCUGGAGGCCGGCGCCGCCGUGGACGUGCUGAGUAAGACCGGGCAGACGGCGCUACUGGAGGCCGUGUACAUGGGGCACUCCGACGUGGUGAAAUCGCUGCUGGAGCGCGGCGCCGACACGGAGGUGCGCAACCUCAUGGGCUGGACCGCCAUCCACCUGGCCGCCUCGUGGAACCAUCUGGACAUUCUGAGCCUGCUGAUCGAGAAGGGCGCGCAGCUGGAGGCGCGCGACUCCGAGGGCCGCACCGCGCUCCAUUCCGCCGUCACCGAGGGCCACGUCGACUGCGUCAAGAUGCUCCUGGACGCCGGCGCCGACAAGGACGCCCGUAGCGUCGACGGCCGCACUGCUGUCUUCCGCGCUGCUGCCAAAGGCGACAGCCUGCUCGUCGAGCUCUUGCUCGAGUGCGGCGCCAGCAAGAGCAUCAAGACCCUCGAGGGCAAGUCUCCCUACGACAUUGCCGUCGAGAAAGGCCACGGAGCGGUGCUGAACGCGCUGGAGCUGGGCGACGGGCUGCUGACGGCGGCGCGCAAGGGGGACCUGGAGGUGGUGCGCAGGUAUCUGGGCAAGGGGGCGCAGGUGGACGCCGGGGACCAGUACGGGUGGACGGCGCUGCACUGCGCGGCCUUCAAGGGGCACGCGGAGGUGGUGGGCGAGCUGCUGGCGCACGGGGCCAGCGUCCAGAGCCGCGACCUGGAGGGCCACACGCCGCUGCAUUGCGCCGUCGAGACCGGGCGCAAGGACGUGGUGCAGCUCCUCAUCGGCCGCGGCGCCGACGUCAACGCCCAGAGCGUCCGCGGCGCCACCCCGCUCAACAUCGCCGCCGCGCUCAAGUACGCCGGCAUCCUGCGCUUCCUGCUGCACCGUGGCGCCGAUCGCGCCCUCGUGCCCUCCCUCGCCCCCGACGGCUGCAUCCCCCUUGACUCCGCCGGCUUCCGGCGCCAUCCUCCUCGCCACACCAGCCUCGUCUUCGUCCAGUAGCCUCCUCCUCCUCCUCUUCGACGAGCCUCUCCUCUCGGCCUCACUCUCGAAAUCUCUCGCCUCCCGAUCCCAUCAGUUCCAUCACUCUCUCCGCUCGAAAGUAGCCACUACUUCCACUCUCACAACGACGAUGACGAAGAAGAAAAAGAGUGGGGCCAACGAGCCGCCGCACAAGGCGGAGAUGAGGAGGCGGAGGAGCGAGAGAUCGGGCUUGGGGUCACAAUACUCACGCGGAAUCGGAGACAGACCCACCAUGAGUGGCAUGGCAUCAUCAUACACGAGGCUCGUCGGCUAGGCGUUCAUCGUCCCCUCCCGUCCCCCUUGCAGAGGGAGAAAGGGAGAGAGAGAAAGAGAGAGAAGUGUAGUUUACUGUACGUGUAGUUUAUCAUGGAGGGACCGUUAAAAUGUCUAGAAGCAUUCGCCUCUUGCUUUCCCGAGGUGGGGGCGACUAGCUGCUCAGAACGACAGUUAAUCGCUCCCUGCAAUCAAUCAUCGAUAUCAGUUGCUCUGAGCUGAGAGGAGAUGAGACCCAGCCCCAGCCCCAGCCCCAGCACCAGCUCGUGGUCGAGCCUGUAGGCGGUCGCCACUGCUACUGCUGCCUGCCAUGAGGCCUAGGGAUCUCUGCCUGCAUGCAUGCUCGAGAUGAGAACAUUGAAUCACAGGGAAAAUUCCAUGUCUCUCUCCCUCUCUCUGUGCAUCAACGAGACCACAGACAGAAUCUUACGCUUGGCCCAGAAGAUGGUCACAUAAUGCCGUAAUUUACAGCCUGUACGAUAUUGUACCUUAGUAAAAAUCCGCCACCCGCUUUUUGUCCUUCCCUGUGUACAUGGAGAGUCUUGCAAUACUGUAAAAACCAACUUUUCCCACACUGUUCUCUUAUAUUUAGAAUAAAAAGUGACGACCACUCCAUCCAGUCCACUCCGUGCUUCCUUUUACACACUCUCACUCACUGU